Messenger RNA from Cucurbita maxima (winter squash), 1820 nucleotides. Its product is annotated as tubulin alpha-3 chain-like. The coding region runs from base 239 to 1588 and encodes 449 amino acids. Lineage: Eukaryota; Viridiplantae; Streptophyta; Magnoliopsida; Cucurbitales; Cucurbitaceae. Gene Ontology annotation, molecular function: GTP binding; structural constituent of cytoskeleton. Gene Ontology annotation, biological process: mitotic cell cycle; microtubule cytoskeleton organization. The transcript is spliced from 5 exons. The record is from RefSeq and is a predicted model, not a curated record. Gene Ontology annotation, cellular component: cytoplasm; microtubule.
AACAAAGCAAUAGAGACAAUAAAGGCUUCGAUUCAUCCAUCCCUCUAACCUCUCUCUUCCGCUUCCCUUUUCCCCCAAUAAUUGAUUGAUAUUUAUUCAAUCAAUUAUCUCUGUUCCCCUCUGCGUCUCCCCGAUCACAUUCUGCGGCAUCUUCCCCUCUUCUCCCAUUUCUCUCUCUGUUUUCUCUCGAUCCUCCGCCUCCUUCUUUCGAGAGACCGGAUUUGGAUUCGGAUUCGGGAUGAGGGAAAUCAUCAGCCUUCACAUUGGUCAAGCUGGAAUUCAGGUCGGCAAUUCUUGCUGGGAGCUUUACUGUCUCGAACAUGGCAUCCAGCCUGAUGGGUUGAUGCCCAGUGACACCUCCGUAGGUGUUGCACAUGAUGCCUUCAACACGUUUUUCAGCGAGACUGGUUCAGGCAAGCAUGUUCCAAGAGCUAUAUUUGUGGAUCUUGAACCAACUGUUAUCGAUGAAGUAAGGACUGGGACAUACCGACAGCUUUUCCAUCCGGAACAGCUCAUAUCUGGUAAAGAAGAUGCUGCCAAUAAUUUUGCUAGAGGACAUUAUACUGUGGGUAGGGAAAUAGUUGAUAUAUGCCUCGACCGAGUGCGAAAGCUAGCCGACAAUUGCACUGGUUUGCAGGGGUUCUUAGUGUUUAAUGCUGUUGGUGGUGGCACUGGAUCUGGGUUGGGGUCGUUACUUUUGGAACGCUUGUCUGUGGAUUAUGGAAAGAAGUCAAAGCUUGGAUUCUCCAUAUAUCCUUCUCCACAGGUAUCUACUGCAGUGGUAGAACCCUACAACAGUGUGCUUUCAACUCAUUCUCUACUAGAACAUACCGAUGUCGCUGUGCUUCUGGACAACGAAGCCAUUUACGAUAUCUGUAGGAAAUCAUUGGAUAUUGAAAGACCAACUUACACCAACCUGAACCGCUUGAUAUCUCAAGUUAUCUCUUCUUUAACCACUUCCUUGAGGUUUGAUGGUGCUAUCAACGUGGAUAUAACUGAGUUUCAAACUAACCUUGUACCUUAUCCGCGUAUACAUUUCAUGCUCUCUUCUUAUGCUCCUGUGAUCUCGUCUGCGAAAGCAUACCAUGAACAGCUAUCUGUCCCCGAAAUCACUAAUGCUGUAUUUGAUCCCUCGAGCAUGAUGGUCAAAUGUGACCCACGACAUGGAAAGUACAUGGCAUGCUGUUUGAUGUAUAGAGGAGAUGUUGUGCCCAAGGAUGUGAAUGCUGCUGUUGCUACCAUCAAAACCAAGCGAACGGUUCAAUUUGUGGACUGGUGUCCUACUGGCUUCAAAUGUGGUAUCAACUAUCAACCCCCAAGUGUUGUUCCUGGGGGCGAUCUCGCCAAGGUGCAGCGAGCUGUCUGUAUGAUAAGCAACAGCACAGCAGUGGCCGAAGUCUUUUCAAGAAUCGACCACAAAUUUGAUCUGAUGUAUGCUAAGCGAGCAUUCGUGCAUUGGUACGUGGGUGAGGGCAUGGAGGAAGGUGAGUUCUCUGAAGCCCGUGAGGAUCUUGCUGCUCUAGAAAAGGACUACGAGGAAGUCGGGGCAGAAGAUGUCGAUGAAGAGGAGGAAGGGGAAGAUUACUAAUACCCGUGUAUCUUUAUUCGUCGUUUUUGUGUCCGUUUCGUAUUGAGUCAAGUUGUGCAGUUGUGAUUGUUAAGGUGUGGUUUUUGUGUUUUGUAUGAUUCUGGAUGUGUCAUUCUAUUGAUUUCUCUGAAUUCAGUGUUUAGAACUACUUGCAAUUCUUAUCCUGAGGAGCUGAGGUUUCUGUAAAGAUUCCAACCCUAUGCUUGGAAUGAAUUCAAAUUCUCCCAACAAA